CUACACAUUGACAUAGUAUGGGCGAGGAGGUGCGUGGAGUGUGGUUGGAUGCUCACAUUGACCUCCCUGUUGCGCUGGGGUAUUGCUAAAAACUAGAGGGAGGCGCACCAUCUGAAGUAUUUCGUCACAAUGAAGAAGGAUCGCCCGCUCGCUCUUGCUGUGACCAUUCUUUCCUUGUUCUUAAUCAUCCUUUAUGUGAUUUCUGACAAUGACAAAAUAAAAUUUAGUCAGAUCCCAACUCCGGAUCUGGUUCGUCGGAUCCAAGUCCCAGAUCUGGCUUGUCCGAUCCCUUCCUUGUCCAACAGGACCCUUCCAAAAACAGCUUUGGCCAGUUAUCCUGGAUCAGGCAACACGUGGAUGCGACACCUUCUCCAAGAACUCACAGGAAUCUACACCGGAGCAAUCUACAAGAAUAAAAAGUUGAUGGAGAAUGGCUUCCCUGGCGAAGGUCGAACAGACGGCACAGUGGUUGCGAUAAAGACACAUGCGUCAGUCUCUACCAUCUACAAGCGAGCCAUUUUAAUCAUCCGGAACCCGUAUGAAUCAUUUCUUGCUGAAUUCACCCGUCAACAUUCUGGGCAAACUGGGCAAGGAAACCUCGAUCACUUCAAAGGAAUCUUAACCGGAUCAAUCUACAAGGAUAAAAAGUUGAUGGAGAAUGGCUUCCCUGGCGAAGGUCGAAAAGACGGCACAGUGGUUGCGAUAAAGACACAUGCGUCAGUCUCUACCAUCUACAAGCGAGCUAUUUUAAUCAUCCGGAACCCGUAUGGGGCGUUUCUUGCUGAGUUCGCCCGUCAACAUUCUGGGCACACUGGGCAAGGAAACCUCGAUCACUUCAAAGACUGGAAAACCUAUAUAGAAAUGUCAAUAGGUGAUUACCGGUCCUUCUUCACUUCAUGGUUGCAUCAUAGGGAUGUCCUUCCAGUUUUCUUUGACGCACUGAAAUCCAACUUAACACGCGAGCUCAACAGGCUGUCCUCAUUCUUGAAGAAGGCAGGCGUUGAAGGAAAGCCACAGUGUGCUUUACGGAACUCGGAGGGGAACUUUCAUAGAAAUUCAACAAGCGUGUCACUCACCUUCUUCUACAAUAACGAUCAGAGAAAGACAAUAAAUGGCCUCAUAUCCCAAAUUGAGGGUAUGUUUUCGAAAAGAUUUGUAAAUAUGACAUCACCUAUGGAAAAUUGGAAAAUGUACAUAACGCCAGAAAAAGUCAAGAAUAAUAAAAGUUAA
Molecule: messenger RNA, 1230 nt
Organism: Haliotis rufescens (red abalone)
Lineage: Eukaryota; Metazoa; Mollusca; Gastropoda; Lepetellida; Haliotidae
Product: WSC domain-containing protein 2-like
Exons: 4
Coding region: 130-1230 (366 amino acids)
Molecular function (GO): sulfotransferase activity
Source: RefSeq, a predicted model, not a curated record